AUGCCUAAAUUCCAGUACCUUAUCUGUGAGGUGGGUCGGGUGUGUGCAUUUCCUGUUUCAUAUAUAAGACCUCCACAGUUUGAGCUGAACACAACUCCAACAGCAACAACAGGCAAGAUGACCAGUCUUUCUGCAAAGGACAAGAACACAGUCAAAGCCUUCUGGGCUAAAGUGGCUGGUAAGGAGGAACAAAUCGGCUGUGAUGCUGUCUCCAGGAUGCUGACAGUGUACCCCCAGACCAAGACUUACUUCUCCCACUGGAAGGACCUGCGCCCCGGCUCUGCCCCGGUGAAGAAGCACGGAGCAACCGUGAUGGCUGCAGUUACUGAUGCUGUCAGCAAAAUUGACGAUCUGACCGGAGCUCUUCUGAGCCUCAGUGAGCUGCAUGCCUUCACUCUGAGAGUGGACCCUGCUAACUUCAAGGUUCUGUCUCACAACCUCCUCGUGGUCCUGUCCACCAUGUUCCCCGAGGACUUCACCCCUGAGGUCCAUGUGGCUGUGGACAAGUUCCUGGCUGCUGUUGCUCUCGCCCUGUCUGAGAAAUACAGAUAAACUGCAUUAUGUGCUCGAGUACUCACUGACAGUCUCACAUGUAAUAAAAGAUCCAAUGCAAUUAAA
Messenger RNA from Maylandia zebra (zebra mbuna), 618 nucleotides. RefSeq names its product hemoglobin embryonic subunit alpha. Gene Ontology annotation, molecular function: oxygen carrier activity; oxygen binding; haptoglobin binding. Gene Ontology annotation, cellular component: hemoglobin complex; haptoglobin-hemoglobin complex; blood microparticle. NCBI's taxonomy places the organism in Eukaryota, Metazoa, Chordata, Actinopteri, Cichliformes, Cichlidae. Gene Ontology annotation, biological process: oxygen transport; hydrogen peroxide catabolic process. The record is from RefSeq and is a predicted model, not a curated record.